UGAAGUUAACAAUGACAUUUUAAUCAUCACUGGCAUCUAAUCUGUCAAUGUCAUCCAGUUUACCUUGGAAACUUGGCACAGACUGAUGCAUAGAGACUAACUACACAGGGGAAAAACAUCAACCUGAACCGGUUUGAAUGUGGGUGACUCAACUCAAAUUUGACUAUAAAAGGACACAUCAUCCAGGGCCAGCCACUGCAUUACACGAACCAAGACAGAUUCGGCUCUGAUUCCCACAGAAAGAUAGAACCGUCUUCAAACAGACAAAGAGUCCAUACCACCACAUGAAGUAUAACUAAUAUUCAGAACACUGGUUAAGCUUGGGACGGGAGACAACAAAUAUGGCACACAACAAGGGACCAUCCCUGUCCAAUUCCCGUGGUUGUGAAAUUUAUGUUGGAAGUGAAAUCAGGGCUUCCAUUUCACUUCUGGAUGUUUUGUACGCAAAUACAUUUGAAGAAGAGGACAUAGACUCCGCAGUAGCUAAGAAGACUGAGGCAGAUUUUUACAGAGGAGCCCCACCUCAAUGGCUUAACUUCUGCUGGGCUGAAAGGGCAACGUCAGCUGAUAAAACAACCCCCUUUAUCAAAAGAGAUGGGUACACUGAGCUGAUACAAAAUAUUAAGAAACAGUGUAAGGGUGACCUGACUUCUACCAUCAAGCUGCUGCAUCAGCCAGGCAGAGGGGGAAUCACUCUGGCCAAGCAGGUGCUCUGGGACAUGAGGAAAACACUGAGGUGUGCUGUUCUAACAGGUCCUACCUCAGAAAUCACCGCUAUCGCCAAGCAGGUGAUUCACCUUUUCACUGCAGGCAAUCAAGGCCACCAGAACACUGUGCUCUUAAUGCUGGAAGAUGAGCGUGUUCUGGAGAAUCUGCAGGAUGCCAUCAUGAAAGAGAUUGCAGAGAGAAACAUUACAACCAACAUGCCUGUGGUCAUCAUUUUAAACUGUUUGCGUAAGGCAGUUAUCAAACAAGAUGACCAUAACAACUCAAGACAUGUUAUUCUCAGGACGGAACUUUCUGAAGCAGAGAAACAACAGUUUGAGGAGAAACAGAUUGAGAUCAGUCGAAGCUACAGCAAUGAACACAAACAGUUUCAUGGCUUUAACAUAAUGCGAGAAAAUUUCUGUGGAGAUUAUGUAAAAAAAACGUUUGCCUUUUUAAAUGUUAGGGAAAAAAGAAGACCUAAAAAUUCCCAGCUCCUUGCUUUCUUAUCACUUGUGAAUGCCUAUGUCCCUGGCUCCCACCUUCUGCAGUCACAAUGUCAGGCAUUCCUGGGUCCUCCAGAUCCCAUUUAUGGAGGUCCUUCCUUUGAGCAGCGAAUGGAGCAUUUCAAACAGCUGAUAGUGACAUACCCUACAAGACAGGGAAAAGACAAAAAUGUCCGCAUGGCUCACUCACUGAUAGCACAGCAGUGUGUUAAGGUACUGGCUACGGCAGGUGUAACCAGGAGUGAUACAGCAACGACAUUUCUGAUAGACUUUUGUGGAGAAGAGGUGCAACAAUGUUUGAUGCCUGUCAUCAAAGACAUGCUGACUAAGAGGGAAAUCAGAGUGGACCAUCAGCAGAAUACAGGACAUGAAACACAGGAUCUGUUUUCCAGGUUGAUUCACGAUAUUGAAGCCAAUGAAUCACAAAUAAAUUGUGCAUCUGUUUUGAAAUUGGCUUCAGAGAAAAUCGUGCAAAACCCAUUUUUCCCUCAAGCUCUUGCUCGUUUCUUUUACCUUAUGAUGAGGGAAUAUGGUAAAGCGGAGCAGUGGGCAAAAAUAGCAAUAGACAGAGAUCCUAAGAAUUCAUUUGUUGCUGACACUCUGGGGCAAGUAUACAAGAAAAAUUUAAAGAGCAGGGUCCAUGAUCCUUCCAUCUCUGCACAAGACAUCUUGGAACUGGCAGAAAAGGCCUUUUUGCAUUUCAAAGAUGUGGAAAGGGCUGCUGAAAAUGAGCAAGGAGCAGACAUGCAAGACGAUGAUACGGCCAACUUCUCACACAUCUUUAACAACAGAGGACUAUUUGGUUAUCUAUGUGUUGCCAACAUUGUUUUUGACUCACUUGUCUCUCUUGAUAAAAACUGGCAAAAGGUUCUUACCAUGGAAAUAUCAGCUGACUCCUUUUUCAUAUCAAUCGGACAGAAAAAGCUCUUCAAUUACAAGCCACUCAUCAUCAGCCUUAGGGAUGAGGUGGAGAGGAAAUGUGAGUUUUUUGACAGUUACUUGACUUACUCCAAGCCCAGCAUGAAAAAAGACGAACCACAUUACUUUCAGACUGAUGUCAAGAACUGCUACUGCAAAUACGUGGGAACAUGCAAACCUAUACACUCAGAGUCUGCAAUAGAUGUACCCCUCCAGAAGCUCAAAGAAGAAAUGGCCAUUGCCUUCCGUGGACUGCUUUGCUGUCUUGAUAAGGGCUAUGAUGAGGGGAGGGAGGUAAUAAAAAAAGAGUGGGAAAAAAGAAAGAUGGUGAUGGUGAGAAUAACGCUUCCCAAAACUUCAUCCUUGCCAACAUCAUCUUAAGCGAAGUGGAUGCAGCAUCUCCAAUGCUUACCCCUUUGCCAAUCCUAAGAAGCGUUCUGGAGAGAAAUCUAUUGGCCAAUUUCAGUAACCAAACCCCAGAGUUUUACUUCUUAGUCCUUUUGCUGUUUUGGCCCGAGGAGCAUAAGAAAAUGGAUUUCAAUUUUGACCUCAACAAAUGUCUUCUGGAGAUGGAAGUCUCCUACAAAAACACAUACAAGAAGCAUCUUCGCUCAAGGUACCUUCGCCCCCUUAUUUUCCUGGGAAAGGGUGAGGGUUUGAGCAGACUGGUUCAUAGAUCAAAAAUAGACAACCUAUUGGUAGAGGAGAAACCAAUGGCAAGGCCAGAGGCUAGGCAAGACUUUAUCUCUCAAAAGUGGAGCAGUGGUGAGGUGUGGAAAGAACCCAGUGUCCAGGAUCUUCUACUUCCAGUCAAUGGAGUGGUUAGACAGCACAGAGUGAUUGUGGGCGUUGAUGGCAAGGAGAUUGAAGUUUCUGCCGACCAACAAAGCAAAGUUUGGAAGUCCGGACACGUCCGCUUCUACCUUGGCUUCACCAUUAGAGGUCCUGUGGCCUACGGCAUCCACAACCCAUCCCAUUCAGAUAGGAUAAAAGAGGAGGAGCCUCGUAAAAUGUUGGAAGUACCGGACAUCAAAUUGAUUGAAGACGGGGCUGUGAGAAGUUGCACAACAUGUGCCAAUGUGAUGCCGACAACAGCAACAAAGUAAGCACUUUGUGGACCUCCACCGGACAGACCUGAUCCAGAGAGUGAGCCAGGUGGACCCCAUCUUGGACAGACUCCUGAAGAGUGGAGUCAUCACUGCCAAUGGCUACAGUGAAGUGAGAUCUGAAAGAACCAAACAGAAGAAGAUGAGGGAGCUCUUUGAUUGGCCCCUGACAGGAUGUGGCCCCAAAGGCAAAGAUAUUUUCUUAGAGAUCCUGAAGGAGCAGGAGCCAUUUCUAUUCAGAGAAUUUAAGGGUGAAUGAGAAGCUGGGGAGGUGAAUGAAUUUGAAGUUUAAUUUUUAGGGGAAAGGGCAUGGAUGACUGACUCCUAGAGAGGGGAGUUAUCGCUGACGAGGGCUAUGAUAAGCUAAAUGCACCACCCAGGACCAGAUGAGGGCGCUCUACUCAGGACCUCCAACGUAAAGGGGCACCAUGUACACUUUCUUUGCAUUUAUAUUUAUAUGUACAUAUUCUCAUUCAGCCCUUUAGAUUUGUGUGUGUUAGGUAGUUGUCAUGGAAUUGUUUGAAAAUAUCACUGCGCUGUUGGAACUAGAAGCAGAAGCAUUUCGCUACACUCACAUAUCUGCUAACCAUGUGUAUGUGACCAAUAUAAUUUGAUUUGAUUUGAGUGAACCUGGAGGAGCUGGUGUCAUCCCUGAUCAAUGAACUAUUCAUGGACAGACCAUGUAUAAUCAAUGAUAGGUAAAUAAAGCCAGGGCGGUGGCAAAGUGUUUCUAAAAAAGGGCACAAAUCUUUCUCUUUGUUUCUUUGUGUGUUCAUGACUUUGUGAAAAUACUCAAAAUAAACCCUUUAAGGGGGGUUGGAGGUUGAAUAGAAUUUCAUUUGUUUAUUUUCAUUUAUUUAGAGACAAGAAAAUGGAAACAUCAUGACAUGUUGAAGAAAAUGAAUAAUGAAAAGAUGAUACAAAGAAAAACGUAAAGACUUCAUUUUUAAGUAACUAUGUGAAUGACAAGUCGGUGAGGUGAAGGAAUAUCUGUUAUUAUGAUCAGCAUG
This is a messenger RNA of Salmo salar (Atlantic salmon), 4245 nucleotides long. The record is from RefSeq and is a predicted model, not a curated record. Lineage: Eukaryota; Metazoa; Chordata; Actinopteri; Salmoniformes; Salmonidae.